CGUCAGCUGCAGUGUGGCUUUGGGCAGGGUUUCCAACAACUGAGUGUGAUACAGUCUGGGAGGAGUAGGUUUGAGUGCAUCUGCUGUGUUUUAUCUCCACAUGCCCCACUGUGCACACGGAGCAGGAAAAGAACAGUCUUCAUCUCCCUCAGCCAACUUCCUCCAGUCCAUAUGGACAUAUAACCAAGCGCACGUCUGCCAUUUCGGGUGUCCCCACUCUCACUCCCCUCUUCCAUCUCCAGCCUCAACAUCUCUGAAGUGGCUGCCUCACCGAGUCGGACCGGAGGCCACCUGGUCUCUGAUCUGGUCUCCGGAGUCGGCGGGGACUCCACGCGCUCCAUCGGGGCCAGACUGUGCGCCUCACGGAUCAGACCGGAGCCAACGCGCGCUCUCGAGAUGGACGUGAUGGAGAGGGAUGUCAUGGACAAGCUGGAGGACAUGUCAUCCGUGUACGACUUCGACCCCAUCACUGGCAACAUCCCAGCCACAAAGGUGGAAGUCACCGUCUCCUGCAGGAAUCUUCUGGAUAAAGAUACAUUCUCCAAGUCAGACCCAUUGUGUGUCCUCUACACUCAAGGUGUUGAAACCAAACAGUGGAGAGAGUUUGGCAGAACUGAAGUGAUAGACAACACCCUGAAUCCUGAUUUUGUUCGGAAGUACAUCUUGGACUACUUUUUUGAAGAAAAGCAGAACCUUCGCUUUGACUUGUAUGAUGUCGACUCCAAAAGUCCAGACCUGUCCAAACAUCCUGCAGAACUCAACGACUUUUUGGGUCAGAUGUUCUGUACUCUCGGGGAGAUUGUUGGAUCACCAGCCAGCCGACUGGAGAAACUUCUUGGAGGGAUUCCAGGGAAGAAAUGCGGCACCAUUAUCCUGUCUGCAGAGGAGCUAAGCAACUGUCGAGACAGUGCCACUAUGCAGUUCUGUGCAAACAAGCUGGACAAGAAGGAUUUCUUCGGCAAAUCAGACCCUUUCAUGGUUUUCUACAGAAGCAAUGAAGAUGGAACGUUUACUAUCUGCCAUAAAACGGAGGUGGUGAAGAACACAUUAAACCCUGUGUGGCAGCCAUUCACCAUCCCUGUACGAGCACUCUGCAAUGGUGACUACGACAGAACAAUCAAAGUGGAGGUGUAUGAUUGGGACAGAGACGGCGGCCAUGACUUCAUUGGGGACUUCACCACCAGCUAUCGAGAGCUAUCUCGAGGGCAGAGCCAGUUCAAUGUGUACGAGGUGAUUAAUACUAAGAAGAAAAUGAAGAAAAAGAAAUAUGUCAAUUCUGGAACUGUGACCCUGCUCUCCUUCUCUGUGGAGUCAGAGUUUACAUUCUUAGAUUACAUCAAAGGAGGGACGCAGAUCAAUUUCACUGUGGCUAUCGAUUUCACAGCAUCUAACGGUAACCCUUCACAGUCCACCUCCUUACACUACAUGAACCCAUACCAGCUGAACGCCUACGCCAUGGCCCUGAAGGCUGUUGGUGAGAUCAUUCAGGAUUACGACAGUGACAAGAUGUUCCCCGCGCUGGGAUUUGGAGCCAAACUUCCCCCUGAUGGCCGUGUGUCACAUGAGUUUCCUCUGAAUGGAAACAUGGAGAAUCCGUACUGCAAUGGUAUAGAGGGCAUCUUAGAGGCCUAUCAUCAGAGUCUGAAGACUGUGCAACUGUAUGGGCCGACCAACUUUGCACCUGUGGUGAAUCAUGUUGCCAGGUAUGCAGCCGCAGUGCAGGAUGGCUCCCAGUACUUUGUGCUCCUCAUCAUCACAGAUGGAGUCAUUUCGGACAUGGCUCAGACCAAAGAGGCCAUCGUGAAUGGUGCCAAGCUUCCAAUGUCCAUUAUCAUCGUCGGAGUGGGUCAAGCUGAAUUUGACGCUAUGGUAGAGUUGGAUGGUGAUGACAUUCGGGUCUCCUCCAGAGGGAAACUAGCAGAGAGAGACAUUGUCCAGUUUGUUCCCUUCAGAGAUUAUAUGGACCGGACAGGUAACCAUGUGUUAAGCAUGGCCCGGCUGGCGAAAGACGUGCUAGCAGAGAUCCCCGACCAGUUCAUUUCUUACAUGAAGAGCAGGGGGAUUAAACCCAACCCGGCCCCACCUCCUUACACGCCAUCCGGACUGACACAUCACACACAUAUCUGACGUGAUGGCUUUUCAUUGAAGACUGACAGCAUAAAACAGCCAUCUUCAUCAGGUGGGUUUCUCUCGGUGAGAGGCUGCAAACUUUCCAGGACCUGAUGACAAAAGCCUUUUUUUAAAUCAAAACUGCGACAUAGACUGUUUCCCGUCUAGAUGGACAGCAGGUUGUUUGAAAAAAAAAAACAUGUUGUGGUUAAAACUCGUGCCUGUCUGUGGUUGUUUCUCAAAAUGUUUCAGGACUUGAACUUUGACCUGAAGCCCUGCUUGUCAGUCGUUGGUGUGGCCUAAUACAGUGAUCUUUUCAGGCACUUUUUUCCCGUCUGGAAUUAGUUUUUCUAUUUGGAGAUGAUCUCCAUAUUUAUCUGAUGAUGCAUCAGGAAUGAUGGGCGAAAAAUACGUGUGGCGUUUACAGUUUUAGUUCUCUAAAUAUCAGUCAGGUAUUUCAUACCACCAGGCGCAAACGUUUCUAAGAGCAUGUUGGAUGAGAUUCCACAUAUUUGAUUCUCAUAUAUUAUUCAGAGUGGUAUGGAUAUUUAAUAAAACUGUUUACAAAAACAUAACCUAUUUUCAUUUGAUUCCAUAUAAAAGCACAAGAUGACCUCUCUCCAUAACAAGAGUUCCCCAUUUAACCUUUACAGAUCAUUAUAUUUUAUUAAAAUAAAACAAAUGUACUCAAACAAGUGAGAAAUGUUAAGCAUAUUUAUCACAUGUUGUUUCACAGGCACGUUCCCAGUUCUCGUUCAAAAUCUUGCAAUUCAAAGUGUGCACGAGCAUCAACUGUGUGUUCAUUGGAUGAUUUCAGGGUAGCUUUCCAUAGCAAGUUUGGCUCGGGGAAUAUUGAAAUAUUUAUAUAAUAGCUACUGAAGACACCUUCUGUGGGCAUUAAUGAGAAUGGAUUACAUUUUAAUUACCUGUACAUUUCAUGCAAUACCAUUUAGCAGUAUUGUACUUUCAUCAAGUUCUUUCAAUGAAUAAAAUACUGUUUCUGUGUGUGGUUGAACCGAGAGUUGCGCAGUCCAGCGUAGGUCCGCCCAAACCAGAACCGCCACUGCCUCCAAGGUAACCACAAACAAUACAAGAUGGGCCAAACUGUUAAGAUUCUUAGAAUGUGUGAUUUCAAUUAUGCAUACAUAAUAAUCCACACCUGACAUGUAUGAAUUAAUGGAGAUUAGGCAUUAGUGGCAACACAGAGCUUGCUAGUUUUCCUCAAGUCUUAACGGUCGGUAAAUCUGAACCUGUCGUAAACAUUCAAAAACAUGAAAUGGUGAGACCCGAUCAGUGCAAAUCCAUUGCCCCCCCAGCAGUCAUGUAUCAACUGUCAGGUAACCUUCAUGGUCAGAGACAUUGCGUUCCAAGUCCGAAUUCUCGCCAUCAGUAUUCUUCAGCGGGGAUUUUCAUCUUACGGUGCUGUGCUUCAUGUUACUGCAAGCGUGGUGAGAGACAGCACGCAAAUUGAGCUUCAGUGUUUUACAUAUCUCCGUGCAUAGAACACACAAACCAACAUAUCAAUCACUCUGAUGUAGCUUUCUACAUUGCACGCGGUUGCUUUAGUGAGCAUGAAAGACACACAUAAAACAGCCGCCUCCGACACUGCAAAUUCAAUUUACAGCAGCAGUUCUAGAGAUUGUAAAUUGAUACGUAUUCUUGAACAGCGGCACAACAGCAAAGUGUGUUGCCUUAUGACAAAGAGGAAUUCAGUAAAAUACACGAAGAACAGAUCCAGCGCACGGCAUGAUCGCUAUGAAACAUGUUCCUGUUUGUCAUGUAAUUAAAGUCCCGUCGCUUCUAUUGGGGUUUAAUGAGUCCCCGUUGUUUUUUUGCACACAAGCUCUAUUAAGUGUUCACACUAACUUCACGCUUUGUUUUAAAAUGGAUGGGACACCUUAAAGAAAUGUGUAGGGAGAAGCAGCCAUUAGACAAACCCUGCAAAAACUGAAAGAAUACAGUACAGGUAUUUGUGAUUAACAAUGCAUUUACCAGGCACUUUCUAUGUUUGACCUGUUUAAGUAAUACGCACUAAAAUCUGAGAUACUUAUUGAAAAAAACAAAAUAAAAACAAGCAUUUUGGCAAGUAAACAACUUUCUUUCUCUGUUGGCUGAUAGGUUAUGCUGUGUACAGCUUAGAUUUUAGUACAUAUUAAAGAUAAUUACUCAAGGAAAUUGGUUUAACAUAAUAAGAAAAAAUAUAUUCUUAGUCGACCUCGAUUCCUUGAUUAUGCUUGCUUGAAUUUCAGUAUUUGCAGCGCCUAUUUAAUAACUUAAACUUGAUACAACAUGCCUCACCACAGGCAGUACAACCAUGUGAUUUCUUCCAGCCAAUCAGCAAAGAAAUAUAACAAUCAUAAUGGAAAAGUGACAAUUAAAUACAUGGAAAUGAAAUAAUACUGUAUGGCAGAUUAGAAUUAGAAGUUUUGAAUGUCUAAAUAUUCAUCGAGUCUCUUCUCAAGGGUUAAAAGCACUUCAUAUUUGUUCAGAUGUAUUAUUUAGACUUCACAACGAAAAGAUUUGAAUUGGUUCUUACUACCAAUGCACAUGUGAUUCCAAUGCUUUCAUGAAUUUGCUUAUGAAAGUUAUGGUGAUUAACAGUAAACCGUGGGUUCCUAUUGGUAUGGGAGCACACGGGCAUUUAGCUUGAAGCACCGCAAUGCCUACUAACCACUGCAGUGGUGCUUUAUAGCCCGCUUGACAACAAAGACAUAGAGUACCGUACGCUACAUUUCUUUGAAAUCCCUAAUUCAGUUUUUGCCAGUUUUGUCAGCUUUAUUCUCCACGAUGAAUCAUUUAUCCCCCCACUGGGGUCUUGGUUCCUACUCUAAUCUUCUUCAAUGAGGAGAACUAGCGUUUGCUUUUGGGGUGUGCUUUGCUUUUGAACUGACAAAGCGAGAGGAAAUAAGCUAAGCUUAAACAGGUGUCCCUCAUUCACGUUCCUGAUGUAGCAAACCAAGGGACCUCAGGAUGGUAAUGUUCAUUGAAAUUGCUUUGCUAUUACCGGAUGCAAAUUCAACUGGGGGCAGAAUAUUUUGUGUGGAGAGCAACUAUUUACAGUGAUAAAAAUAUAAACGGUCAUCAAUAUGCAUGAGAAUGUAAAGCUUACAUAGGUGCUGCUUUGCAUAUUGAUCCCGACAGCACUUUAUUGAUCGAGUGCUCAUGAAUGGGGUUGCUUUUUUGAGGAAUAUUACUGUUUGGAAUAUUUUUUGUAUUUCAUGAAAAGUCUCCUGCCACCAAUUAUACAUGACAGUAUCUCCCUUUGGAGUUGUACUUUUAAACACAAUCGAUCAACUGCAUGUGUCGUCGGGGUACAAACGUAUUUUCCACAUCUUACUGCCAUCGGUUGAGUAGAAACCAGCCCUACAAGGUAACAUGCAUGUCCGUUUGCCGUUUCUUCUCUGUUGUGCCUGCUUCUUCGAACAUUUCUUCUCUCACCAGUGGUCAAAAAAACUAAACUGUAGCAUGCAAUGAGCACGUUACAGUUUAUUUAUUUUUCUAAUCCCACAAAUGAUCUUUGUUGUUGACGCAGUAUUUGGUACUCUAUUUUGAUUUGCAUGACACCCUACUUUCAAUUGUACAUGAAUGUUGUCAAAUGGUGGGUUGUGAAAUGCUUUGUAAUGGAUUGCCUUAAAUUAAAGUUCAAUUUAAAGAACAAAA
Molecule: messenger RNA, 5769 nt
Organism: Dunckerocampus dactyliophorus (ringed pipefish)
Lineage: Eukaryota; Metazoa; Chordata; Actinopteri; Syngnathiformes; Syngnathidae
Gene: cpne5b
Product: copine Vb
Exons: 21
Coding region: 397-2127 (576 amino acids)
Biological process (GO): cellular response to calcium ion
Cellular component (GO): plasma membrane
Molecular function (GO): calcium-dependent phospholipid binding
Source: RefSeq, a predicted model, not a curated record